AAAUGGUUAAUAAUGAAAAAAUGACACUACAAGAACAAAUUCAACCAAAAGAAUUUUUGCUUAAAGAAAAAAACUUGUUUGCUCAAAACCUUGAAAAUCUAGACCACACUAAUGUUAUUACCUAUAAUAUUAAUACGG
Molecule: messenger RNA, 138 nt
Organism: Racocetra persica
Lineage: Eukaryota; Fungi; Glomeromycota; Glomeromycetes; Diversisporales; Gigasporaceae
Source: the annotation of a GenBank genome assembly